Messenger RNA from Formica exsecta, 1506 nucleotides. RefSeq lists its product as uncharacterized. Bases 1 to 1506 code for a protein of 501 amino acids. The transcript has a single exon. The record is from RefSeq and is a predicted model, not a curated record. Gene Ontology annotation, biological process: proteolysis. Gene Ontology annotation, molecular function: aspartic-type endopeptidase activity. Lineage: Eukaryota; Metazoa; Arthropoda; Insecta; Hymenoptera; Formicidae.
AUGAAGGGCGAAACCGCGGAAAAACUGAGCCGCGUUUAUCACGCCGUAACGUACGCCGUGAACGCGCAAGAAAGCAUCGGGCGGCCGAUUGAAUCGCACGGGAUGGACCUAUUUAAUCACUUGGUCGUUGAACUUUUCGAUGCGCGCACUAGGCUCGAGUGGGAAUCAUCCACGAGCGAUUCAUUCGAGACAUUAUUGAACUUCAUCACUAAGCGAAUGCUCACGCUUAACGCCGCGAAACCGAAAACCGUCAAGAUCUCCAGAGACUCACCGAAGCCCGCGAAAACUCACUUCACUAGACACGAAUCCAACGCGGCACAGUGCGCCUUGUGCAAAGAGCGACACGCGCUCAUGGUGUGCGGGCAGUUCAAAGCGAAGCCCGUCAACGAACGUCGAUCCUUCGUCGAAGCGCAUCGACUGUGCUACAACUGCCUCGGCAGUCAUCCGGUUGCGAGGAGUCAAUCAACUAGGAAUUGCUGGUCUUGCAAGGGGCAACAUCACUCGAUGUUGCACGAUGCGUACGCGACCUCGAAGACUAUCGAUGCAACGGCUCUCUCCGCAAUUAAACAGAGCGAUGACCGCAAAGCGAUUCUUCUCGCGACCGCGCGCGUUCUCGUCGCUGACCGCUACGGAGAGCCUCAUUCCGUUCGCGUCUUAAUCGACCAGGGAUCCGAGGUAUCCAUCGUCACCGAAUCGCUGGUGCAACGCCUACGCCUCCAAGGAAAUCACUCUUCCGUGACGAUCUUCGGGAUCGGCGGAUCGCUGUUCGGUGCUUCGCGCGGCAAGGUAGCGCUCGAAGUCACGUCAAGAGUGACCGGAGAUAUGUGCUCCGUUGUCGCCUUCGUGCUUCCGCGCCUCUCCUCGUAUCGGAGUUCUACGACGAAACAUCGCAAAGGCUGGCCACAUCUCCAGGGACUGCCGUUAGCCGACCCGGAAUACAUGGCCACCGACCCCGUCGAACUGCUUCUCGGAGCAAAGAUCUGCUCGUCGAUCUUCAAAGAUGGACUCCGCAAGGGUGGACCGCAAGCUCCCAUGGCACAGAACACCAUCUUGGGAUGGAUUCUGUCGGGAGGAUGCAGUGUUGCGACGCUGCAUGGUCACCUUAACUCACUCCAGUGCACCGCAGACCACGACCUCACAACAAUGGUCCGCCGCUUUUGGGAGCAAGAGGAAGUGCCGCUCGCUCCCACCGUUCUCGCACCCGAGGAAGAAAAGUGCGAGAAUUUCUUCGCGCAAACGCACACACGCACGAGUGAUGGACGGUACGUCGUUCGGCUGCCGUUCGCCACUACCCCAGGGAACCUCGAAGAAACUCGCAAACCAGCCGAGAGACUGCUGACCGCCAUAAAGCGGAAAGGCAGCCGGGUCUUCAUUCGGCGACUUAUACCGCUCGUUCAUGCUGGAGUACGAGCACCUGAAACACAUGAGCGAAAUCAGCAAAGAGUCAACCGCAAACGUCAAGGGCAACAGGAUCUGCUACCUACCACAUCACGGAGUGUUGCGUGA